Pseudocercospora fijiensis CIRAD86 is the source of this 1109-nucleotide messenger RNA. RefSeq lists its product as uncharacterized. Bases 151 to 849 code for a protein of 232 amino acids. The record is from RefSeq and is a predicted model, not a curated record. NCBI's taxonomy places the organism in Eukaryota, Fungi, Ascomycota, Dothideomycetes, Mycosphaerellales, Mycosphaerellaceae. The transcript has a single exon.
GUUCGCGCAACGUUUACACCAUCCGCCUUGACCGUUGUCACGAUCUACAGAAGCAUACUGAGAAUUGAAGACCUGUCGAACUCUCUCAUCUGACCUGGACAGAAGUCGUACAAUUUCAUAACCACCGAGAGCCUGCUUUGAAGGCUUACGAUGCAUUUCGCCUCCUCAUACGCCUUGAUCGCGACCGCAUACUGGACAAUCAGCGCAAGAGCAUUACCAUACGCAAAUCACGCGCCUACAUACUCCGUCGUUGACGUUGGCGGCCCAUCAAGUACAGACGACGCGUCUACGAUAUACGAGACUGUCCAAAUAUCGCAAUCGGCGUAUACAGUCACGCAACCGGCUCCAGCUGCGACUGUGACGACAAUACCAGAAGGACCGAUCGUACCACAUGUCGAGCCAAGCACUCAUGUCUACCCGAUGACAACGACGAUGGAGCUAUCUAUGACGAUUCCAGUCGCUGCGCCAACACCAACAAGCGCUUCAACCAGCUCAUCAACAUCCACAAGCGCCUCCAGCUGCACAAGUACGAGCACAACGCCAGUGACGGUACCAUUCGUAACACCGUCGCCAGUCGCAUACACAGCGCCAGCUUCGACAUGGAGCAGCAGCAGCUCUUCUGUGCUCGCACCAUCAGGUACAUCAAGCUAUACUAGCUUGUCAACGUACGCUCCAUCGUACGCCCCGCAAGCUUCAGGAGGAUUCGCGAAGCCAAGUGGAUGGGCUGCUCCAUGGAACUCCACGAAUGGGUAUGUGCCGCAAGGAUAUGCCUCUCCGUCUGGAGUAAUGCCUUUUCGAUAUGCGCCUCGAGCCACUCCCUCCCCGCCUACAAUCGCGUACGUUUCGUAGGGAAUGAUGCAAAUUCAGGGAUCUGGUUUUAAAGAUUGAACGAAUUUGAGAUGUGAUGAAUUGAGCUUUGAGAGCGAGAAAUGCAUAGCGAACAGGGAUCAGAACAUGUACGGAAUGUCUGCAUAUGGGCAGGCUGCAUAGGGUUGGCGCACAAGACCACUCUGCUGGUGCAGCAUCAAUGAGGGUCAUAAUGUAUCAAUAGAGAGAAUCGCAAUGCUACAUAGAGACAGUCAAAAGGAAACAGGAUCUAAUACAUGACG